AUGGAUAUCGUUGCGUCGCCUACGUCCACGUCGGCGGAGGAAGCUGGUCGCUUUCCCGGAAGCAAUGCAUCAGACCAGCCCCGCGAUCGACCACAAUCACAUGUGAAUACCCUCCAAGACGGUGCCAACACCAAUAACUCGUCCCCCCUCAUCAAGCCUCCUGUGGUCAAACACUUGUCCAGCCCCGAGUACAAUACACCCUCACGCCAUCAUCGCCGGAGCCCUUCAGCGGCCAGACAAGUCAAGGAAUCUCUCAAUGCACGAUCCGAAUACGUCACCAGCAAAGAUGACGGCGUCGCAGAACACCGCAUCAAUCAGUAUAUUAUCAAGCAAGAGAUUGGCCGCGGAUCCUUUGGCGCAGUUCACUUAGCCAUCGACCAGUAUGGGAAAGAAUACGCCGUCAAAGAAUUCUCCAAAGCGCGACUGCGCAAGCGAGCACAGUCUCACAUCCUCCGGAAACCUCUGUCCCAAAGGCGCCGGGGAGCGUUACAAGGCUUUAAUUCUCCCCUGCACCGAAAUGUCGGCAAUGAGGGCGAACUGCAAGCCAGUUCGAUUGACCUGAUAAAAGAAGAGAUUGCCAUCAUGAAGAAAUUAAACCACCCAAACCUGGUCUCCUUGAUUGAGGUGUUGGAUGAUCCCACAGAAGAUUCGCUAUACAUGGUAUUGGAGAUGUGCAAGAAAGGUGUGGUGAUGAAGGUAGGGCUGGAAGAAAGAGCAGAUCCGUACCCCGACCAUGUCUGUCGAUACUGGUUUCGAGAUUUGAUUCUCGGAAUUGAAUAUUUGCAUGCUCAAGGGGUAGUGCAUCGUGACAUCAAACCGGACAACUGCUUGGUCACUGAAGAUGAUGUGCUCAAGGUGGUCGACUUUGGCGUCUCGGAGAUGUUCGAAAAGGACUCCGAAAUGCUUACUGCAAAGUCCGCCGGCAGCCCAGCGUUUCUCCCCCCGGAGCUCUGUGUUGCUCGACACGGAGAUGUAUCGGGGCGUGCGACAGACAUCUGGUCAAUGGGAGUGACUUUAUACUGCUUAAAGUACGGCAGAAUCCCAUUUGAGAAGACGAACAUUUUCGAACUCUACGAGGCCAUCAAAACCGACGAGCCAGACUUGGGCGACGAAGUAGAUGAAGAUUUUCGGGAUCUCAUGAACCGCAUUCUGGAGAAAGAUCCGCAGAAACGUAUCAAGAUGCCGGAGUUGAGAGAACAUCCGUGGGUUACGAACAAGGGCACUGACAAGCUGCUUCCAGAAGAGGAGAACACCUCUGAUCUCGUUGAGCCCCCCACGGAGGCUGAGAUGAACGCGGCCAUCACCAAGAAUAUGAGGAAUCUCAUGACAGUUGUGAAAGCUGUCAACAAAUUCAAGUCGCUUGUAGGAAAGGAUAAACCGAAGGGUAUGACCUCGAUACUGGGCGACCAAGAAGGCGCACAUUUCUCUCACCCUCCGGGAGCCAUAUCCAAAGAUUCCGAAUCUCCUCUCCCGAAAUCACAUAGUUUCAAUGCUUUUGGCCAAGAGCAUACCGACGCGCAACCACGAAUUGAGGAGCUUUCCCAAGACGUGAACAGGCUGAAUGUCCGACCAGUACCUACGCUGAGUAUCGACGAUACGACAAAGAGCGAAGAGCAAAAAGGUGUCGAAAGAGGCAGGGACAUUGGCAGCCCUUCGGGAGGACUGACUCACACACCCACCAACACAGAUGACUCGCUCUCCAGAGUUCAAAGCCCAAUAGACAUUGAAAAGCUCGAUCCAAUGAAGCUGCCUCCAUUCCGAUCGCUGAGGCUGCAUGCAAACACUACUGACGAGAUAGGCCACCGAGGGCACGCGCACGACCCGUUAGAGGACCAACUAUACCUUUACAUUGGUCCGUCCACAUUUUCGGGGGUCAGUUCUGGCCCCGACGACGACAGGACCUUUGUUCCCGGAGACGAAGAUGUGCCCAUCGUCAGUGAAAGCCCUGGGGCAGCGGACGUGGACAUUUACGAAACCGCGUACCGUGACGAGAUUGAGCGAAUCAUGGCUCGAGCCCAGGAGGAGAAGAGGGAGCCCAACGUUUACCUCACGAGACGCGUGGAUGCUCGGUUGAUGGCCAUCAGCGGACUCGCCGGUAAAUGGGCGGCGAAGGGCGAAGAAGCCAAGAACCAGAUCAAGGACUAUACGCAGUUCUCUGCUCGAAAGGCCCGGGUGACCGAAGUCAGCCGCGCACUGCGACAAGCCGCCAGAGAAGAGUAUGAAAGAAGGAGGCAGGAACACCGGGAAUGGAUCGCCGCCGAGAAAGCACAACGAGCACGAGCCAAAGAAGCAGAGGCGUCGAAAGCAAGCACCCCUCCACCCGCGGGGGCUGGAGCUGAAGUAGAAGAAAACACGAGCACGCCCACCAGCCCUCAGUCGCCCGGGAAGUACUCUUCAGCAUGGAAAGGUAAGGCAGUAGAUGCUGGACGACAAGCAAGAACCUCGCUCAUGGGACUUAUGGACAUGGUUAAGAGCAAGAGCCGAACACGGUCGAAAGACGAGGCCAACUGA
Messenger RNA from Fonsecaea erecta, 2511 nucleotides. RefSeq lists its product as hypothetical. Gene Ontology annotation, biological process: intracellular signal transduction; protein phosphorylation. Bases 1 to 2511 code for a protein of 836 amino acids. The record is from RefSeq and is a predicted model, not a curated record. NCBI's taxonomy places the organism in Eukaryota, Fungi, Ascomycota, Eurotiomycetes, Chaetothyriales, Herpotrichiellaceae. Gene Ontology annotation, cellular component: cytoplasm. The transcript has 6 exons. Gene Ontology annotation, molecular function: protein serine/threonine kinase activity; ATP binding.